Messenger RNA from Halichondria panicea, 598 nucleotides. RefSeq names its product phenylalanine--tRNA ligase alpha subunit-like. Gene Ontology annotation, cellular component: cytoplasm; phenylalanine-tRNA ligase complex; cytosol. The record is from RefSeq and is a predicted model, not a curated record. Gene Ontology annotation, molecular function: phenylalanine-tRNA ligase activity; ATP binding; tRNA binding. Gene Ontology annotation, biological process: phenylalanyl-tRNA aminoacylation. NCBI's taxonomy places the organism in Eukaryota, Metazoa, Porifera, Demospongiae, Suberitida, Halichondriidae.
AGCACAGAAGAACAUCCUCCGCACACACACCACAGCCGUUAGUACUCGCAUGCUCUACAAGAUAGGACAGCAGGAGAAGUUUACUCCCGUCAAAUACUUCUCUAUCGAUCAUGUGUUUCGCAACGAGACACUGGAUGCUACUCACCUGGCAGAGUUUCAUCAGAUUGAGGGAGUGGUGGCCGACUAUAACCUAACACUGGGUGACCUCAUAGGAGUGCUUAAUGCUUUCUUCCGCAAAAUCAGCAUCACUCAGCUCCGGUUCAAGCCUGCCUACAACCCUUACACUGAACCGAGCAUGGAGGUAUUUAGUUAUCACCAAGGUCACAAAAAGGCUCAAGAAGUGGGUAACUCCGGUGUGUUCAGACCAGAGAUGCUCCUCCCCAUGGGACUCCCCGAGGAUAUCACCAUCAUUGCCUGGGGGUUCUCUCUAGAGAGGUCAGGUAUAGAGACAAUAGACGACACAGUACAAGCUCUGUUAAUGAAGAUAGGGAAGGAAGAGGUAGCGAGUGAUCAGUUGAAGGAGUUUAAGAAGAGGAAGCUCAUAAACAAUGAGUGUGAUAAUGUGCCUCAUAGUGAUGAAAGGAAGCCACUCAAAUAG